This is a messenger RNA of Lottia gigantea (owl limpet), 543 nucleotides long. RefSeq lists its product as hypothetical. Lineage: Eukaryota; Metazoa; Mollusca; Gastropoda; Lottiidae. The record is from RefSeq and is a predicted model, not a curated record. The transcript has 6 exons. Bases 1 to 543 code for a protein of 180 amino acids.
AUGUCGACUAUUCAUAAAACUGCUGUAGUCGGAUUUACAAAGGGUGACUUAUACGAAUCUAGCAGACCAUCAUAUACUGAUCUGACAGUGGAAAGAAUUAUAGAAGAAUUUCAAAAUUUAGGACAAGGACAAGAAGUCAAGUAUGACAUUGUGGAACUUGGUGCUGGAACUGGUAAAUUUACUAAUCUGAUUACCAAGAAACUACGGAACGUGAGAUAUUUAGCGACUGAACCAUCUGAUGGAUUUUAUCAAACAUUCCAAGAACUUUACCCUUAUAUAGAGAGUCUACAAUGUACAGCUUCUAAAAUACCAUUAAAAAACCACUCGGUCAAGGACCUGGACCUUGAUGGAGUUGAAUUUGGUGGCAAUAUAAAAUUUCUAGUACAGAACAUAAUGUCUGUGAGUGUAGUAAAUGCAUUAAGUGAAGAAAAUAAACAGAAACUAGGUGAAAAGGUUUACCAGUUUUUAUACAAAGUACAUGGUGAUACAGAAUUCAUCAAAAUUCCAUUCAAAACAAAGAUUGUAAUCUACAAAGUAAAAUAA